GUCUGCGUUCUUCGUGUUCUGCAGCGAGUACCGUCCCAGUGUGAAGCAGCAGUAUCCUGGGCUGUCUAUAGGAGACUGUGCCAAGAAGCUGGGAGAGAUGUGGAGCAAGCUGUCCCAGUCUGAGAAGCUGCCGUACGAGGAGAAGGCCCAGAAGCUACGAGAGAAAUACGACCGGGACAUGGUGGCGUACCGCGGCGGCGGCACGUAUGCCAGGAACCCCAGCUCUUCAGCUCAGGGAGGAGAGGAGGAGGACGAGGAUGAGGGCGAGGAUGAAGAGGAGGAGGAGGACGAUGACGAGUAGAGACGAAGAGCUGCAGCUGGGAGAGAGAGUGUUAGAGAGAGAGUGAAACAGGUGUGUGUGUUUCAGAGUGCAGGUCAGGGGGCGGAGCCUCACAGCAGGUGUGUCUACGUUUCAGAGACUUCCUGUUCCUCUGUUAGGGUGUGUUUCUAAACACCGUCCCCCUCUGAUAGAAACAAGGUUCCACCUGACAGGAAGCACACUAACACUUCCUGCUGCAGCUGAUGGCAGGGACAGAAGAAGAAGAGGUCAGAGGUUAACAGCUGCUUGUGUAUAGAUCACAUGACUCCAUCUGGUGAGUCUGACAGCAUCACCUGGGUACAGACGUUUAUUUAAACAGCCUCAGCCUGGCUCACAGGUCACAUGACCACAGGAGUCAUGUGACUGAGUGUCGGUGCUGGUGACAGAGGGAGGCGGAGUGCUCUGAAACACACACACCCGACCACAGAGAGUGUGUGUGUGUCACUGUGUGUGUGAGAACAGGGUGUGUGUGUCUUUACAGUAACGUGUGUGUGUGAGGUCAUCAGAUGUUAAACUGUCCCACAGCAGAGGACAGUACAGUAACCCCCCUCCUCUCACUGUUACCAUGGUUACCCCUGCACCCUCCACCCCUCCUGUGUGUUACCAUGGAAACCCCCGCCCCCUUCAGCAUCAUGUUGUUUUUAUGUUGUGGACGUUUUUGUUCUUCGUUCACUGUCAGAGUAGAAACUUCAACUUUUAUAAUAAAACAACCACCUGAGGGAAAAACCCA
This is a messenger RNA of Haplochromis burtoni (Burton's mouthbrooder), 1049 nucleotides long. RefSeq names its product high mobility group protein B2. The record is from RefSeq and is a predicted model, not a curated record. Lineage: Eukaryota; Metazoa; Chordata; Actinopteri; Cichliformes; Cichlidae. Gene Ontology annotation, biological process: regulation of transcription by RNA polymerase II. Gene Ontology annotation, molecular function: DNA binding, bending.